Molecule: messenger RNA, 1361 nt
Organism: Rana temporaria (common frog)
Lineage: Eukaryota; Metazoa; Chordata; Amphibia; Anura; Ranidae
Gene: TOMM22
Product: translocase of outer mitochondrial membrane 22
Exons: 4
Coding region: 69-461 (130 amino acids)
Biological process (GO): intracellular protein transport
Cellular component (GO): mitochondrial outer membrane
Source: RefSeq, a predicted model, not a curated record
UUUGCUGGGCGCUUCCGGUGACGUAGUUCCUGGUGGGUGACCCCUGUGUGUGCCGCACGUUGGAAGUCAUGUCACCGUCGGACGUUCCCCUGGAAAUCGCGCUUAGCGCGGCUAGGAACCCAGAGAUUGAGGAUGAGGAAGAUGAUGAUGACAAUGAUGAGCUGGAUGAGACUUUAUCAGAAAGACUUUGGGGGUUGACGGAAAUGUUUCCUGGCCGUGUGCGUACUGCUGCUGGUGUAACCCUUGACGUCUCCAUUUGUGCAGCCAAGAAGCUUUAUAGUUUUUCACGGUCAGCACUGUGGAUAGGAACCACCUCGUUCAUGAUUCUGGUAUUGCCUGUAGUGUUUGAGACAGAAAAAUUGCAGAUGGAGCAACAGCAGCAACUACAACAGAGACAGAUACUUCUAGGCCCAUCUACAGGAAUGUCUGGUUCUCUCCCUCCUCUCCCUGGAAAAGUAUAAUUUCAACUUAGUCCUUGAAAAAUGUUUGAUUCUAUUGACUGGGGAACAGGGAGUUAAAAGACCAAUGCUUUCUCGGCCAUCUGCCUCCUUCAGUGCUCUGCAUGGAACAUUUGCUCUACCACUAGUAUGCAAUACUAUCAUCUGCAGACAAGGGAGCUUGAGCAGCGCCUGGUUUUUCUGGUAUGAGUGGGAAAAAUUCUAAAAAGAUUCCUGUGGACAGUUCAUCUUUUACACAUCAGCCAAUCAUUCCACAACCGCAUUGGGACAGACUUGAUUAUGUGUGCUGAUACUGACCUGAUGUCCUUGUAAAAAUCUGUACAAUGUAUGUGGAUUAUAUGCAGGUGUGUUUUCAAGGUUUAAAUAAAUGUUUUAGCCCCCCUAAUAGCACAUAGUACUGACUGUAACGAUAUUUGAAUCAGAUUAUAUGUGCCUCCAGAAUUCUAGACAUGACUUGCAGUGCAUUUUCUAUGCUUGCCACUCUGGAGAGAGAACAUCACAAUUUACACAUAGUCUUUGUAAGGAAAAGUCUCCAUAUAAUAUGUCAAUUAUGAACAAUUUUAAUUUUUGUAUUUGUAAAAUUUCUGUUUACUGAUUAUAAGGCCACUAAAUUCCUGCCUACAGUUUGGCACAUGGGAAAAAAGCCUGAAUAAUCUCCCAUCCAAAAAAAACUGCAGCACACUGUUCACUUACUCUCUGCAAGAAUGUCAUCAUGGUAUUGCCACUGUUUGACCCAGACAAGGUCCAUUUAUUUACUGUUUUUUAUUUAUAUAUCUGUAGAGACUCCAUCAAUCUGCAAGACUUUUAAAGCCUGAAGUGAUUACUUACUGUAGUUAAAUAGUUUAAGAUCUUUUGUGUUUUCUAUUUUAUUUUCAAAACAUAAAACUACAAUGAACAAAGGUA